AUGUCGUCCACCGCGCAGCAGCAACAACAACCUUCGCCCGCCGCCGUGCGGAAGCGCAAGACCUUCUCCCCGCUCAUCCACGAAACCAUCCAAGAGCCCGUGCUGCUCCGGGAGCUCCUGGUAGACGACAUAUACCUCCUCGGCGGGCAGUUCGCCAUCCUCUGCCAGUUUGCGCACCCGGGCCUGGCCAAGGGCAGCUAUCUACACUCGAGCUUCGCCUCGCGCAUCCCGCAGCGGCUGCAGAACACGGCGCGCUUCCUCAACGCCGCCGUGUACGGCACGCCCGACGACAAGAGGGCCAUCUUCUCCGUCAUCCACUCGUACCACCGCCACGUCCAGGGCGACGGCUACGACGCCAACGACCCGGAGCUGCACAAGUGGACGGCGGCCACGCUCUUCGUCGCCCUCGUCACCGUCCAGGACGCCCUCCUCGGCGGCUUCACGCGCGACCAGAUGGAGACGCUGUACCGCGAGGCCGCCGUCUACGGCACCUCGCUGCGCAUGCCGCCCGACAUGUGGCCGCCCACGCUCGACGACUUCUGGGCCUACUGGCACCGCAACAUCGAGACGCUCGAGGUCACCGACAUGGCGCGCAAGCUGUGCCGCGACCUGCUGUACCCCGUCGACCUGCCGCUGCGCAUGCGAGCCCUGCUGCCGCUCGCGCGCGUCGUCACCGUCAACUUGCUGCCGGGGAGGCUGGCCAGGGAGUAUGACCUGGUGCCCUCCACGCUGAGCUGGCUGCAGUUCCAGGCUGUCGCGCGCACAAUGAGGCUGGCGUGGCCGUUGCUGCCGCAGAAUGUGACGGGCGCCAUGCACGCCGAGUACAUGGAGGAUUUGAAAAGGGCCGUGGACCGGAUCGAGAGGACGGGGCAUUGGGCGUACGAGUCGAGGUUGUGA
This is a messenger RNA of Metarhizium brunneum ARSEF 3297, 897 nucleotides long. RefSeq lists its product as uncharacterized. The record is from RefSeq and is a predicted model, not a curated record. Gene Ontology annotation, molecular function: oxidoreductase activity. NCBI's taxonomy places the organism in Eukaryota, Fungi, Ascomycota, Sordariomycetes, Hypocreales, Clavicipitaceae.